Molecule: messenger RNA, 2977 nt
Organism: Hydractinia symbiolongicarpus
Lineage: Eukaryota; Metazoa; Cnidaria; Hydrozoa; Anthoathecata; Hydractiniidae
Product: fibropellin-1-like
Exons: 9
Coding region: 48-2669 (873 amino acids)
Biological process (GO): establishment or maintenance of epithelial cell apical/basal polarity; heterophilic cell-cell adhesion
Cellular component (GO): protein-containing complex; plasma membrane
Molecular function (GO): calcium ion binding
Source: RefSeq, a predicted model, not a curated record
AAUGUUGACUUUAUUUUUAUUUUCAGCAAAGCAUUGUAAGUCAGAUUAUGGGUAUACUGUGUCAAUCAUUUUUGCUCUUUGCUGGUUUUAUUACUGGUUUAUACUGUCAGCUGGACAUUGUAACUGAUGACACACCAUUGGCAUUGAGAGGUGCAUGCAUCAGCAAUCCUUGCCUACAUAAUGGUUUGUGUACCAUUACACCAAGUGGAUUUAUAUGCACCUGUAUGAAUGGUUUCAUUGGUGUUCGUUGCGAACGAAGAGCUGAUGAUUGUCCACGUGACAAUGCCAUGAACUGUGUGCAUGGUGUUUGCAAACUGGAUAUGAAUGGAAAUCCACGCUGUUUAUGUAAUGAAGGUUAUGAAGGUCCCGCAUGUUCUAUUGCCACUGAUGACUGUGCUUCCCAACCAUGCCUAAAUGGUGGUACAUGUACCGAUAAAAACAAUGGCUUUGAGUGUAAAUGUAUUUCUGGUGUGUCUGGAAGUCAUUGUCAGAUAAAAGAAACAUAUAUACAGAAAUGUAUUUCCCAUUGCAAUGUUUAUAGUAAUGGUGGCAAAUGCUGGCAUCAUGGAACGGAAAACAUCACUGUUGGGUGGGGUUACGGCGAACUCAUUUGCAACUCAAUGCAAACUUGUUAUAACAUGUCUAGGCGUGAUGACCAGUCUUAUGAAUACAUCAAUGUACAAUUAAAACCGAUCCACAUGCAAGACACUGAUGACCUGGUGUUUAUCACAGAUCGCGAUGCUGUUCUAUACGAUUACAAUUUUAUACCACACAUCUUACCCAUGGAAGCUGACUCAGCAGAUUCUUUUUCUUCCUGUAACACCACAAAUGCAAUACCUUUAACUAACAACCCAGAGAUAUCUCGAUUAAACGUCAAUGAUUCUUUAUUAAAACUUGGUACACAGUAUUUUAUUGCUGACACAAACACACUUCACCGUUGUCUGUUCGGCUUACGGUUAAAUGUGACUGUAAAAGAUAUGGAUUGUGUAAACCCUGUUGACACUGCAAGUGGUGUGUUUUGUUCCGGGCACGGCAAAUGCUUCAGUGAUUUUAAUAGAAUGAGAUAUGAGUGCUUAUGUUGUGAUGGAUUUACUGGAAAUUAUUGUCAGUACGAGGAUCCCUGCUACGUAAAGCCUUGUUCAAACAGUGCAAAAUGCGAAAUCAUAGAUUAUGGUAAUGGGGUGCUUAAACAUAAAUGUGUUUGUGCGAAUGGUUUCCAUGGUAAAACUUGUAACCGAAUCAUUGACUUCUGUUCAAGUAAUCCUUGCCAAAAUGGCGCCGCGUGUUACUCGGAACUAAAUGGUUACAAGUGUCAAUGCAGGGUAGGUUUUUCUGGGAAGAAAUGCGAAGUGAAUAACGAUGAAUGUGCAGUGUCGCCGUGUAGGAAUAAUGGGACAUGUGUUGAUGGUUUGAACGCAUUUCGUUGCAAUUGCCCACCUGGAUUUAGAGGAACUCUAUGUGAAGUCAACACGAACGAGUGUAAGCAUCAGCCAUGCAUCAAUGGAACUUGUUUGGAUAUGGUGAAUAACUACACGUGUGCUUGUCCAGCAGGUUUUGAAGGAAGGAAUUGCGAAAUUCAAUUGGAUGAAUGCAAAUCUCAGCCAUGCAUGCAUGGAAAGUGCAUCAAAGAAAAGAAUGGCUUUUCUUGCAGUUGUGGAAUAGGUUACACUGGCAUGUUAUGUGAGUUAAAGGUUAACCUUUGCGAACAUUCUCAAUACUGCGUGUUUCAACACCAAAAAACGUGCGUCGACCAUGGUAACAAUGUGACUUGUGUGUGUCUGGAUGGGUGGAGUGGCACCAAUUGCGCGGUCAACAUCGACGAUUGCACCGAACAUAAAUGUAUCAGUGGAGGAAAGUGCGUGGAUAAAGUGAACGGGUAUGAAUGCCAAUGCAAGAAGGGUUUCUCCGGGCUGUAUUGUGAAGUAUCACCACCGAAGAAUGUUCCUGACAUAGAGAUCGAUUUUAUGACUGACAAUUGUGGAAAAUUCCAGGAUUUGCGGGAAGUACAUCAAUUGGAGCAAAAUAUCGUUGCCCUUCUCCGCAGUGCUUGUAAAUGUUCUCUCACUGUGAAGUCUCUCCAGUUUGGUAGCACGAAGGUAGUUUGCAAAGAUGACAUGGCGGGGAAGUUUAUGACUGAUCUUUCAACAGAUGAUGUUGAGUUUCAGCGGAAAGUUGUGUGUGGAAUGCAGAAUACAAUACGAAAUGAAAACACUCCUAACAUUUAUCAUAACACUUACCUGGUUUCUAUCGUCGAUAACAAGGAGAUCUGCAAGAUAACGGAGAAGCGCACUGUUCCUACGGCACCAACUGACACCUCCUCCACUGCGGGUGUGGCAGUCGGAGUGAUUGUGUCUUUUCUGGUUCUCAUCCUCGUCCUGGUUUUUAUCACCAUCAGAGUUCGAAAUUCGCGACGAAAGAAAGUCGGCGUUGUUUAUGAAUUUCAAAAAGAACCAAUCACAUUUGAUAAUCCAGCGUUUAACAAGAAACUAACACAGGAGGAGCCAUCAUUGGAUGAAACGAGUUUCAUGUCAGCCAAUGACACUUUAGACGAUUCAAAAUGGGCGCAUAGUUACGACAGAGCGCGACAAAUGUACGACCGAGCGGGAAAUGUACCGGUUGGUCGACUUUUUGAUAUUCACAAUCCUGCGGGCCCCUCGACAGAACUAUAACUUUGAUACAGCAUCGAUGAUUACUGACAAUUAAGUUGCCUGUAUACAGCAUUCGAUCGAUGUGUCAGCGGACUGCCUGUGGGUAGUAUUUACCGCGGAGACAAAUUUUGUGGGUAAAAUGGGGGAUAUCAGAAUUAUUAGACUUUAUAGCGAAACUUAGAAAUUGUUUGCAAUCAAUUUUUUUUUUCUUUUUUUUUCUUUUUAAGUGUAUAUUAAGGAUUUUUAAUUGUAAUUUAUAAGUUUUUUAACGGUAUUUUUAGUGUAUAUAAAAUUUGAUGAAUUCAUGUACAUUAAAAUUAAUUUUUUAA